Sinocyclocheilus rhinocerous is the source of this 1920-nucleotide messenger RNA. Its product is annotated as vascular endothelial zinc finger 1-like. Gene Ontology annotation, molecular function: DNA-binding transcription activator activity, RNA polymerase II-specific; RNA polymerase II cis-regulatory region sequence-specific DNA binding. Gene Ontology annotation, cellular component: nucleus. The record is from RefSeq and is a predicted model, not a curated record. The transcript has 6 exons. NCBI's taxonomy places the organism in Eukaryota, Metazoa, Chordata, Actinopteri, Cypriniformes, Cyprinidae. Bases 25 to 1461 code for a protein of 478 amino acids. Gene Ontology annotation, biological process: regulation of transcription by RNA polymerase II.
CUUUGUUUCUGUGAGUGAGACGCGAUGAUGGAGCAGAGCUGGAGCUCUUACUUAUUCCAGCAGGCUAAUGAAGCCCUUCACCACCAGCACCAUGUGGCCCCAAGCAGCCUGCUGCCACUGCUGAACUCUGAGCCAGAGGACCAGAAGCCUGUGAUGCCCAUUCCUCUGGACCACAAGCCCCCCGUCAGCGCCGCCGAGCUCCUCAAGGACAACGUAGCCAGCGGGACAGGGGGAGGAGGGGGUGGCAAUGCCGGAGGAGGUGGUCCAAUGCCCGUGGUCAAGAAAGAGCACAAGAGCAAGACACCAUUCAUCUGCGGCUACUGCAACAAGGCCUUCCGCGACAGCUACCACCUCCGCCGGCACGAGUCCUGCCACACCGGCAUCAAAAUGGUGUCCAGACCCAAAAAGACGGCGCAAGCGGCACCCACCAUGGUUCCGCUCAUCUCCACCAUGCCUCGUGAGACCACGGGCAACCCUGCCUACAUCUCAACCAUUGCUGGCAUCUUUUCCACGGCGACCACUUCCACGUCCUCCGCCUCUACUGUCAUGUCCCCGAUGUCCAUGUCCAACGUGACCCAACACAGUGCCCCCAAAAAGCCACCCAAGCCCGUAAAGAAGAACCACGGCUGUGAAAUGUGCGGGAAAGCCUUCCGGGACGUUUACCAUCUGAACCGGCACAAGCUGUCACACUCGGAUGAAAAACCAUUCGAGUGUCCUAUAUGCCAACAGCGCUUUAAGAGGAAAGAUCGAAUGACGUACCACGUGCGCUCACACGAUGGAGGCGUCCACAAACCCUACGUCUGUUCUGUGUGCGGAAAGGGAUUCUCGAGGCCUGACCAUCUCAGCUGCCAUGUGAAGCAUGUUCAUUCCUCGGAGAGACCUUUCAAAUGCCAAGUAACGGCCUGUACAUCAGCCUUUGCCACCAAAGACAGACUUCGGUCGCAUAUGAUUCGGCACGAAGGGAAAGUCACUUGUAACGUGUGCGGAAAGAUGCUGAGCGCCGCCUACAUCACCAGCCACUUAAAAACACACGGCCAGAGCAACUAUAACAACGCCUGUAACAAAGGAGAUUGGCAGUGGAACCACUCAGGGCUCCGAAAAGACAACACUGAAGUCUGCAACUCUGCCUCCACUACACCGGUCUCGGCCACAGCCCCAAUCACCACUGCAAUGAACCGUGGCAACAUCAGCAACCCCGUUACAAUAGCAGCCCAGAUGAACAUCUCUACCAACACAGUCAACAUCACGUCUCCCGUCAGCCUGCAGCACCCAGUUACCAUCACCGGCCCUGUGAACAUCGCAUCCGUCAACAUCCCAGCCACAGUGCCCAUGAAUAUCGCCCAUCCGGUGGCCAUCACCACGCCCAUGCCCAUGAACAUCGCCGGCCCGCUCAACAUUGCCAUGAGACCUAUGGACACUAUGCCCUUCCUGUCCCAAGUCUUGCCAUCUUCUCACUGGUAGAACCAGGGGCGCUGACCAGCAUUUUUGCCCUGACUGCUGUGCUUCUGACAUCUGAGUGGCGCGAACAAACCCACCGCGUGGCUACAUUGCAACACUAGCAGAAGAUUUGCACGGAUUUCCAACUCUCUCUGGCCUUCGAGUAUGUUUGCGUUUUGUGCACCUGGUGAGCAGCUCUGUAGCGGGGCAUUUCGCAAGCUCCUCUGAGCACUUCAAACCCCGACGACGGACGUUUUUAAGGACAAAUGCAAUAAUUGAUGUGCAUUUCGAACACUUUUUUUAAUAAGCAGAGUGCCAGUGGGUUCUUCAAUGAUGUUGAAGUGUAACCUGCUAAUCAGUAUUUAAGGAAAUUCGUUUGAAAUGGACUGUUGCUUCCAUUGGGAGGGAGGAUUUUUAAAAUAUCUUUUGCGUUAUUUCGAUUUUGCGCAGGGGUGUGAGUGUGUGUGUGUGCAUUUUUUUGUG